Bicyclus anynana (squinting bush brown) is the source of this 11602-nucleotide messenger RNA. RefSeq names its product titin. Gene Ontology annotation, molecular function: protein binding. The coding region runs from base 337 to 10239 and encodes 3300 amino acids. NCBI's taxonomy places the organism in Eukaryota, Metazoa, Arthropoda, Insecta, Lepidoptera, Nymphalidae. The record is from RefSeq and is a predicted model, not a curated record. The transcript is spliced from 7 exons.
CGCAGAGUUCAAACGCGCGACGGGCGCUCCGAACAGUAGACGAUAAAGAAGAAUCGCAACGCGUGGGUAGGCGAGGGCGAGUGCAGUGUGCAGUGCGUGCGGUUCGUGUGUCGCUGAAAGCUCGGGCUGCGAAGCCUCCGAGAGCGGCGGCGGCGGCGAGCGCCCGCCUCGCGUCAGUGCCGGCCCGGCCGUGCCGUAGACAUCACGCUCCGCAAUAUACUGUUGGCUGCUGGACAGUGACACACACUCUUAGCGAAUCCUCUGCUACUGAUUGCGAGCCGCCUACAGAAGUGACCGCGGAAUUCUUGCUAUUAGAAGUGAGACGGCAGGCGGCAGAUGGAUCAGAGGCGCGCGGCAGCGGCGCUGCUUGCGCUUGCCGCUUGCAUCGCGUGCUCUGCAGCAGCACCGACGGCUACCAACCACACUGCGUUAGAGUUACAUGAAGGUCCUGUAGAAGGAUGCUACUACAAUUUCCAGCACUACGGCCAGGGCGACCGAAUCAUGACGAACGAACCUUGUCUUAACUGCACCUGUCACAACCGAAUGCUAAUGUGCUACUUGAGGGUCUGCCCAUUCACGAAAGCUAUUGGGCAGGACUGUACGGUGGAGAAACGAGCGGAUCAAUGCUGCCCCAUUGUGACCUGCCCUGACGUUCCAGUUGACCUGCUCACUUCAACUUCAACAUCUUCACCAGCUGAAUAUGGAGCAACUGGCCUUGGCAAAUUAGACAAAUACGGGUGCAGUAUCCAUGGGAAAUAUUUCCCAGAAGGAUCUAAAGUGCCACCGACACCGAACAAACCAUGUGAACACUGUUACUGCAUCCGUAAUAUGACAACAUGUGUAAUGCAAGAAUGUACACUUCACGUUGAUGGAUGCACUCCUAUUUAUCAUAAAGAUGUGUGUUGUCCGGUUCGAUAUUCUUGUGAUCACCCUGAAGAUGAAACUCUUCUUUUGGAUGAUAUGACAACGACGGUGCGUCCAACUCCAGGAUUCUUAUUAACGACUACAACUAUAUCUCCUGUAACUCAAAUGUCACAAGACUGUGUACAUGAUGAUCAAAUAUUCCCAGAUGGAGCUCUGAUAAAAACUGAAAAAGCUUGUGAACAUUGUUACUGUAUGAAAGGAGACAUUGUUUGUGUUGUCCAAGAAUGUGGUACUCCGAUGGAAAAUAAAGGCAAAAAUUGUACUUCUUUGCCUCCACGUCACGGUCAGUGCUGUCCAGAUACAUAUAUUUGUGAAGGAGAUGAACGUGUGCCUGAUUCAACUACCGAUAUUCCUGAAAUAACUUCAACACCACCGAGAAGAACUGGCGUUGAAGGAAGUGGUUAUAGGAAUGAACCUGAUGAACCUUUUACAGAAACAACUCAUAUAACUAAUGAAAUAGAAGGCAGUGGCGAAGAUUUUACAACCAUUUCUUAUGUGGGAGAUAUCGUUACUCCAGAAAAAGAGAGCCCUGGAAUAAUUAAUGAAUCGACAUCAGCUACAACAGAGACUAAUAUACAGUUAGGUCAAAGUACAGAACCAGAUAAAGGUCAAAAUACAAUCCCUGAUUCAAUUGUAGAUAAGGAAACAACUCAAGAAGCAACACCAGAUAAAGUAACACUUUCAAGUCCAGAAUACAUUCUAACGACUUCUGGAGGUCUCACAAGUGAAAUAGAUGUAACUCCUCAAAAAGAUGAAGUUAGUACAACUGAGUCAGUAUUCAGAGUUGACGAUGAAACCAUUUCAGACGAAACUUUAACUCCAAAAGAUCAUGAAACCGUAACUACAGAAUUUACUGACUUAUUGGGUAAAACUACUUUAGCAGAUGAACACGUAUCCCAUACAAGCCCUAAAAAUAUUGAAUUAGACGAAAAAGCAACCACUUUACCAACAGGGUAUUCUAACAAAGUGGAAGAACCAACACAACAUGAAGAAAUAAGUACAGAAAAUUUAUUAUCUUCUAUUGUAACUGAGUCAAAUAAAUUUACUGAUGUAUUACAGACAUCGACCAAAUCCGAUAUCUGGAUCGACUCAACAAACUUAGUCGUUACGGAAAGUACACCUGUAGAUCCAAAUAUCAAUGAAGUAGAUGAUGGUAAUAACACACCUAUUUCAUCACCUAGCAGGAUACCUGGCGAGGGCGAUUGCCUCUUAAAUGGCAUCACCUACAUUAACAAUACAAGUGUGCCCAGCACGAAUAAUUGCCACAUAGGUUGCAAAUGCAUCAGUAGCAUUAUUAAAUGUGACCCUAUAAUCUGUAGUCCACCACCAGAGUAUAUAGAAAAUAUGAAUGAUUGUCAAAUCGUGUACGAUACUCCGAACUCUUGUUGCCCAACUUAUGUAUGCAGUGUAAAAGAAACAAUACCGCCAGAAUCACACAGUCACAUGUCAGGAACUAAUAGUCCCAAGCCAACAGCAAUUGAAUGUAAUGGCGAUGACUGCAUAGAUAGUUCAGAUAAAUUAUUACCUGUGUUACCUUGUGAAGGGGAUAACUGUAAGACAGAGACAACAAAAGAUAUAGUCGAUGAAAAAGACACAGAAUCCAUAAAAUCUCCUGCAACGGAAGGAACAUUACCUGCGGUAACUUGUGAAGGUGAUAACUGUAAGAAAGAAAUACCAAAAGACGCUGAACGUGAAAAAGACAUAGAAUCUACAAAAGCUCCAGCAACACAGGAGGAAUGUCAAUCAGGCGACUGUAAAGAUCUAGUUGUAACAAGUCCAUCCAUACCUUCUCAAGAUUGUUCUGACGGAAAAUGUGAAGCAUUACCUGUGAUUCCAUGUGAGGGUGAUAAUUGUAAGACAGAGACACAAAAGGGCACAACAACUGAAAUAUACACAGAAUACACACAAACUACUGCAACGGAAGAAACAUUACUUGAGGUAACCUGUCAAGGUGAUAACUGUAAGAAAGAGUUACCAAAAGACGCUGAAUCUGAAAAAGACAUAGAAUCCACAAAAGCUCCAGCAAAACAGGAGGAGUGUCAAUCAGAUAACUGUAAAGAUCAAGUUGUAACAAGUCCAUCCAUACCUUCCCAAGAUUGUUCUGACGGAAAAUGUGAAGCAUUACCUGUGAUUCCAUGUGAGGGUGAUAAUUGUAAGACAGAGACACAAAAAGACACAACACCUGAAAGAGACACAGAAUACACAAAAACUCCUGCAACAGAAGAAACUUUACCUGAGGUAUCCUGUGAAGGUGAUAAUUGUAAGAAAGAAAUACCAAAAGACGCUGAACCUGAAAAAGACGUGGAAUCCACAAAAGCUCCAGCAACACAGGAGGAAUGUCAAUCAGGCGACUGUAAAGAUCAAGUUGUAACAAGUCCAUCCAUACCUUCUCAAGAUUGUCCUGACGGAAAAUGUGAAGCAUUACCUGUGAUUCCAUGUGAGGGUGAUAAUUGUAAGACAGAGACACAAAAAGACACAACACCUGAAAGGGACACAGAAUACAUAAAAGCUCCUGCAACAGAAGAAACUUUACCUGAGGUAUCCUGUGAAGGUGAUAACUGUAAGAAGGAGAUACAAAAAGACGCUGAACCUGAAAAAGACAUGGAACCCACAAAAGUUCCAGCAACACAGGAGGAAUGUCAAUCAGGCGACUGUAAAGAUCAAGUUGUAACAAGUCCAUCCAUACCUUCUCAAGAUUGUCCUGACGGAAAAUGUGAAGCAUUACCUGUGAUUCCAUGUGAGGGUGAUAAUUGUAAGACAGAGACACAAAAAGACACAACACCUGAAAGGGACACAGAAUACACAAAAGCUCCUGCAACAGAAGAAACUUUACCUGAGGUAUCCUGUGAAGGUGAUAACUGUAAGAAGGAGAUACAAAAAGACGCUGAACCGGAAAAAGACAUGGAAUCCACAAAAGCUCCAGCAACACAGGAGGAAUGUCAAUCAAGUGACUGUAAAGAUCAAGUUGUAACAAGUCCAUCCAUACCGUCCCAAGAUUGUUCUGACGGAAAAUGUGAAGCAUCACCUGUGAUUCCAUGUGAAGGUGAUAAUUGUAAGACAGAUACACAAAAAGACAUAACACCUGAAAGAGACACAGAAUACACAAAAACUCCUGCAACAGAAGAAAUUUUACCUGAGGUAUCCUGUGAAGGUGAUAACUGUAAGAAGGAGAUAGAAAAAGACGCUAAACCUGAAAAAGACAUGGAAUCCACAAAAGCUCCAGCAACACAUGAGGAAUGUCAAUCAAGUGACUGUAAAGAUCAAGUUGUAACAAGUCCAUCCAUACCUUCCCAAGAUUGUUCUGACGGAAAAUGUGCAACAUCACCUGUAAUACCGUGUGAGGGUGAUAAUUGUGAAAGCGAUUUUGUACGAGAAGGAGAAAAUAUACCACCUAAAUGUUCAGAACCUGAUUGUAAGCUACCCUAUGAGCCAACUGCACACACUGAACAAGCAUCUGAAGUGGUGACUGAAGCAACCACUGUAAGUGAUAUUAUAGUCCAAAAGACAGAAACUAUAGAUUCACAUAUACCAACAACAACCAAAGAAUCUCCUGAAAAUCUAUCUACAACAUAUGUACAAAUUGUUACUGAACCUACUGAGCAACAUUAUGCUGAUAAAGAAUCCCUCCAUACAAAUAUUCCAAUGAGUCAUACUGCUACUGAAACAUCUGAAGAACUUGUAACUAAAACAGAUACCUUCCGAACAGAAUCUCCGAAGUUGCCAGUCGCAAUUACAACAGAAUCGCAUAGUAUUUAUGAUCAUACUGAAAGAGAACAGCAACAAGAAGAAUAUCCAGUAAUAGGAACUGAAGAAUCUAUCAGUGAAGAGAAAGAUAAGGCAUCAACUACUAAACCUCAUAUAUAUACUGAUUUACUUGAAAACACAUUAGCUGAGGAUCACACAAAAUCAUCUCAAAUUACUGUCACUGAAUCUUACACUACUUUAAUAGAUACACCAAAACUAGUAACUGAGCAAGAUGGAAGUAAAACUGAAUCGCCUAAAAUUAUUGAAAAGGAAGAAAAUGAAACAAAGUCACCUGAAAUAUUUGAAUCUGAAAAGGAAAACACUUAUUCUGAAACUACCAAAGCAUCAUUAACUGAAAUAGGAGCUACUGAAGCUACACUUCCCGUUACGGGCAGUGAAUUACCCGAAGUAUCAGUCUCAACUGAAAAGGAUAUACAACAGACUGAAUUAACUGAAACAUUUACUGACCGUGAAGAUGUUGAAACUCCAGAAAAACAUGUUACAGAUAAGGAAGUGAUUGAAUCUGAAACCGAAAAAGUAACAGUUAAAGACAUAGAGGAAGUUCAAACAGAAAUCCCAAAAAUAAUAAAACCUGGAGACGAUGCAACCCCAACCGAAUCUAUAGAAAAACUUGACAAUGAAUCGCAAACAACUCAAAGUUGGACUCCAGAGGCCACAGUAUCAACAAAAGCUACAUCUGAGAUGGAUAAUGAAGAACCCAUGGUAACAGAAGUAAUUGAAACUAAAGUUACAGACUCUUCAGUUACUACUAAACAAGACGAUCAUUUAGGUGCUAUAGAUUUAGCAACAGAAAAACAAUUCAUUGAAGUAAGCACUCCAGGUCAGCAUGAAAUAAAAGUAGAGCAAACCACUACCAAUGAAUUUGACCAAACAUUUGUAAAAGUUCAACCAACUGUGAGUGUAGAUACAGAAACUGAUGAAAAAGAAUUAGAUUAUGUUACCAAAGACUCAAAUCCCGAACAAGAGAAUAUUACUGAGAAACCUGAAUCAAGUGGUGAACAAAUCGAUGACAAAUUCCAUGAACCAAAACCAGUACAACCAGAGGACCAAUCUGUAAAUGAUGUUACUGAAAUCGGUACUGAGCAUACCGAAAUUUAUCCUCCAUUUGAAGGUGUAACUGAACAUAUACCGACUGAUACUAAGACGGAUAAAGUUACAGAAAGUGAAAUCGAUAAUGUAACAUAUCCUACAUUACAGGAAACUACAGGUGACUUGACAACGAAAGAAUCUCAUGAAUUAACCACGGAAGGAGGCGAAAUAUCUAAAACAACGGACAUUCAAACUAAGUUAACAGAGAAGGAAGUUACUACUGAUAAAGAUUUUCUUUAUACGCCAAGACCUGGAGAAUAUGAAACGAAAUCUGUUGAUAACGUAUCACAUGUAGAGCAGUAUGCUACAAGCAGUCCAGUACUUGAUACAACAAAACCAGAUACAUUAGCGACACAAGAUAUUAUGCUCGAAACGUCAACAUUGCAAGAUGCAGUAGAUAAGGACAAGGAAAGCUCAAUCACAGACACAGAGCCAACAUUACAACCUACACAUGAUAGUACUGACGAACAAGAAAAGUACACAAAAACUCCUGAAACGUAUUUAACAUCACAUGAAAAAGAUGAAUAUACAAAACUUCCUGAACAAUAUACGACAUUAGCAGAGCAAGUAGCAACGGAAAAGAACACUGAAACACCUUACGUAGAAAUCUUAGAUACAGAUAAACAAGUAAAUGAGAAAGACACACAAAUUCAUCACACUACUCUCAAAAAUAUUGAAGAAUUAACAACUACAGAGGGUACUAAGUUUGUCACAGUAACUCCAGACAAGUUUGCUUCUGAGCCACAACAAGCCUUCACUGAUCAGAAACUAGAUACAGAAACUAAGGAAACAAUGACAUCUACUUAUUCUGUAGAUUUUGUAACCGAAGUAAGUAAAACUCACUCGGAAUAUCCAAUGGCUACCGAAGAAAUACAACAAGAAAUAGCUACUAAGACACCAGAACAACAGAUAUCUCUGGAAUCUCACAAAGAUGAAGAAGAGGACAAAUUAACUACACAGUCAACAUAUAAAGACGAAGUGCCUACAGAUCAGCACCAAACUGAAGAAACUACAAAAGCCGUUACUGAUUUAGGAACAAGUUUUGACUCGAUUGAAGAAGAUGAAAGAGACAAACAAACUUCAACUCAAUACCAAACUACUCAAAGCACUGAUGAACGUGAAUCGCAACCAACAUCAUCAUUUACAAAAGCGCCUGAGCCUGAUAUUACAACUGUCAAAUACCCAGUUACUAAGGAAAGGGAAACAGAGACACCAUAUGAAACUGAAAAAGAAAGUCCAAAACCACUAGAUGAACAACCAUCUGAUACCACAGAAGAUUCUAUUUCGCGCGUUUCUUAUUUGCCCGAACAUACUGAUGCUAUAGAUUCAUUCACUACCCAAUCAGCUUCACAAAUACCACUAGAAGUUUCUACAGAAAAGACUUUAAUGACCGAUGAGACUGAUAAAAAUAUGUAUGACUAUAAAGAAAUCACUACUAGUAGUACAUCAGAUAUUAAAGACAGAGUAACAACUGAACCUCAGAUAUCGUUUACUGAUUCAGAGGAACAACUGCCUACUGUCGUGUCAGACAAUACAGAAUCUCAAAAAGAACAAGAACCUGACAAUGAUGGACUCCUUACAACAUCUUCAAGUGUUCAACCGGAAGACAUUAAAAAGAUUACUGAAGUUCCUAUGUCACUAGUUACCCACAUUGAUCAUGCUCAAUCAUUACCAACUACAUUGCCAGAUAAAAGUGAUAUAACCGAACAAUCAUCUAAAACUAGUGUAGAACAAAAAUUGGUUGAUGGGGAAACACAAACAACUUUGCCCGAAAUGUAUAUUACUGAACUUCCAAAAGAAGCAACAAAAUCUCCUGAUGAUGUCAUCACACAAAAACAACAGGAAACCGAAAGUUCUUCAGAACUAAAUACCAGUGAUGAUAAAGUAGAAAUAACCACUACAUAUGUUAUGGAUGACAAGCACAAGUUGCAUCAAGAAACAACAACAGUUCCUAGCCAACAGUUAGACUUAUCUACAGAUAUUCCUACCACUGAAACAUUGAUUAAUGUGUCUAUACAAAAAACAGAAGAUACACCAUCUUCAGCAACGGAAGAAGUAAUAACUGAUUCUGAAUCACCUAAAAUUACAACUAUAUCAUCACCAACGGAUAAGGAAGCUGACCUCUCUCACGACCAAGAAUCUACCGAAGCGAAACCUAUUGACAAAACAGUGACCGAAUUACCUCAUGUAACUCAAACUGUACGUGAAGAUAUUACAAUAAAAACUCCAUCAAUAAUGGAAGAAAAUGUAAAUGAAAGUAUAACUACCUCAGUUCCAUCUGAAGAAUAUGUAACAAAACUUCCCGAAGUACAAGACAUGCAUACCAUUCCAUUGAAAAUGGAUACUACGGAAGACAAAUCAAUAGAAAGAACUGAAAUUCCAAAAAUAACCACAGAAGAAGAAUCUGAAGUCGCUACAUCAGUAUAUAAACCUAGUGUAUCUGAGCUAACUGAACGGCCAUCAGUUGUUGUAACAGACAAUAUUAUUAAUGAAAAAGAUGAUAAAGCAACUGAAGUUACAAUACCUUCCAUUGACGAAACUACAGCAUAUGAUAAUUUAGAAGUAGUAACGGAAAGUCGCGACGGAUAUACACAAAGUAAACCACUUUCAGAUACUACAGAAGCACAGAUUACAGUUAGCCAACAAAAAGAAAGCAGCACUGAAGUAUCGAAUAAAGCUACUACGGUACCUGAUUUUAUUAUAAGUACAGAAAAUUUAUUGACUAAGAUACCUGAACAUGAUGAACAACAUGGUAUUACAGAUAGUUCAGACAAAGAAACAAUUACGGAAGAUAUUUUAUUACAUAGCACUCCACAGAUUCCAGAAAAAAGUACACUAACAAUAGAAAAUUACACAGAACCUACUGGUACUGAGAAAGUAACAUUAAUCGUUGAAGAAGAGACCAAACCAAUAGUCACUGUAAAAGAAGUUGAACAACCUGAUAUUCACAGCACUGAACCAACCAUUGAAAAAGAAUCCUUUACAACAGAUGCAAUAUCAUACUUGAGUAGUGAAAAAGAAAAGAAAGUAACCGGGGUGCAUACACCUACUGAAUUUACGCCAACGACAAUAGCUGAAGCUCAAUCAAGCACACAAACAAGAUUAUCUGAUCAAUCUGAAGAAAAGGAAACUACUAAGCCAGGAAAUGAAUUUAGCGAGACAACACCUUUCCUUGUUGAACUUAAAGAACAUACACAUCAGGUAAUUGAUGAAAGCCCUGGACCAUCUACUGAAGAAAUAUUUACUACUGCACAGUAUGAAGUGCAGCACACAGAACGCGGUGAUCAAAAUCUUUAUGUAACUGAAAAAUAUGACGAUGAGUAUCAUACUUCCACACCUAUUCAAGUAACAGAACAUGAGCAUGAAGACAAAUUAUUUACAGAAGAUCAAAAGGAAGUAAAUAUGCCCAUUAUAACUUCAACAGUUCAAGAUCAAGAACAUCUUAAGGACAAUGAAAUGCCUACGACCCUAUCUACGUAUCCGGAAACAGAUUCGCAUGACCAAGAAAAGCAAUACACUACUAUAGCGCAAGAAGUAGCUUCAAUAACUUCCGAACCUCCACAAAUCCUAUCUGAAAAAGAACACUAUACAACUAUAUCCUCUGAAGAACAAAAAUUGGCAUCACCUGGUCCUGAAACAUCUGAAACUUCAACCGAAAAAGAAGUUGUCACAGAGACGCCAUUGCCAUCAGAAGCGUCAAUUAGAACUACUUUAUUAGACGAAGAUUUGUCAAAGGAAUCGGCUAAGCCUACAACAAGCAAGAUAAUGGAAGAAAUUACAACACCCUCGACGAUUACUGAAAAAUCUACUCAACUUGAAGAAAAGCCAAUAAGAACGACACCUCCUACGCAUACACAGGAAUUACCAAAGCCAGGAUUUGAAGACGAAAUCAACGAGGGUAUCCUUCCUUCACCUGAUUUUCCACCAAGUGGAGGUUAUGGACAAGAGCCGGACUACGUCGAGGAAGAUCAAGCAUUUGGUCCUGGAACUUGUCGGUACGGAGGCAAAGUAUACGUCUCAGCGCAACAGAUUCCUAGGGACGAUCCUUGUGAUUUUUGUUUCUGCUUUAGAAGUGACAUAAUUUGUCUACAACAAAGUUGCCCACCGCCUAUUCAUGGAUGCCACGAAGAACCCAUACAAGGCUUCUGCUGUCCAAGAUACGAAUGCCCUGUAUCUAUGGCUACUACGCUUAACGUUACGACAACGACUACUACUACUACUACAACGUUACCUCCACACUUCCUCCCUCACGCUUACAAAGGCGCAGCUCAAAGAAGAGGUUGUCAAAUAAAGGGUCAUACUUACAAAGUUGGAGAGGUUGUUAGAGCAUCAUCAGGACCAUGCUUACACUGCACAUGUGGUGGUGAUGGCCAAAUGAAAUGCGACCCGAAAGCAUGUACACCAGAACCGAUGCUAAGACAAAUGAUAGCAGCGGCGGUGUCAGCAAAGAGACGAAGGUGAAAUACUUCAGCGGUAUAAAUAGAAACAUGAAGUAUGUUAUCACUAGCGAACACCUAAUGUGAUAUAGAUUUUCAUGUAUUAUUUCAUGCACAAGAAUAAUGCUCAAAUUUCGCGAUGAAUUAGUUUAAGAUUUCGUGUCAUAUGUAGUAAUUGCUAUAAUAAUAUGUUUACUUUCAUUUUGUCGUAGCACACACCAUCCUUACUUUUGAUGAAACCAUGACUGUGAUUAAAAUAUACUUACAUAGGUAAUUAUGUAAUUUUUGAAAUCUCAAAUGUCAAUUUCGAGUCAUAAUAUUAUUUAGUAGAAAAUAUUUUAACAAAAGUCAGUGCCAAACAAUAUUACUAAGUUUGUAACAACUACGCCUUUAAGUUAAAAAUUCUAAAUUUAUAUAUAUAUUUUUUACUAUGGCCCGACCAGUCGAAGCCUUGCCUAUCAAAGUAAAAUUUGUUCGACUUAAAAGUAAGCUUCGAAGGUCAGCUUAGAUCGCCGAAAUCUUGACCAUUUUUACAUUAUAUAAACAAAAAAAAAUUACCGAUAUAAGUUUAGUCAAUUCUUUAUUUUUACACGAUGUUUUUUAUGCGGUCUAGUGUCGUGUAAAUGUAAAGUAAUUUAGGGAUCCCAGAAGAUGUUGUAAAUGCCUUACUUAAUUUGUAAUAAUUUAUAUAUUUUAGGUGUAUAGUACUUAAGCCAUGUUUCGAGACCAGUGACUACUUAUUAUAAUUUUAGGAGUAAAACGAGGCCCUUUACGCUGAUUUUGAAAAGUAGCAAUCGACGCAUUUAGCCUUGGCUGACACUUUUCUUCACUUUCAUGUCUUGCAGAAAGCGACACAGCGAUCUUGUUUUCUAUAAUUCGUGGAAUCUCACACUAGCACUUGCACCGUAAUGUGGCCGAGAAUACUGAUCGUUUUGUAAAGAAUUUUACAAUGUAGCUCAUUGAUAAAGCAUAUUGUAGGAUCUUUUGUAACUUUUGAUAUAAAAGUGCUGGUAAUUUAUAUUUGAAUCUCAGAUCGAGGCGGGUACGAAAGUUUCUCGACUAUUGUAAUUGUUAUUUACUUGGUAGUAAUUAGGCGGUUACAUUAAUUCGUACCGUCCUCCUUCUGAAUAAUGAGGUUGUAGUUAUAUCUCCUUAUUUAUUUAAAGUUAUAGUGUUAGGGAUACUAAUUAAAACGAAUUUUGUUUAUAACUGGUGAUAUAUGUAUGUUUCAAAAGUUGACUAUGGUUUAUUGCAGUUCAUUACGAAAUAUUAUGUCAAUUACAUAUUUUCAUUUUAUUGGACUAAUAUUUUACAGAACAUCCCUUAGCUAGGAUCUAGCUGCCUGUACAACUUCUGCAAACGAAUUUUAAAUAAAAUAUUUCAAACAA